Molecule: messenger RNA, 1725 nt
Organism: Arabis nemorensis
Lineage: Eukaryota; Viridiplantae; Streptophyta; Magnoliopsida; Brassicales; Brassicaceae
Source: the annotation of a GenBank genome assembly
AUGAAAUGGAUCCAUCCCAGAGCUGGUCACAACUUCAAAGACUGUAAGAGAACUAAUCUUCUUGUUUCAGCGUUUUCAAGAGUUACUGAAGCUUGUACCGCCUUUAUAACCAGAGAACUAUACUCGAACGGCCUUAAAAGACCUGUUCCAGAUUCAAUAUUUCGUUCACAAAAUUUGAAUGAUUUGAGGACCAGCGACAUAACUGCAAGAUUUGGCCAUGUUCCACAAAUAGCUAGCAAGAGCCUACGGCUUCUAUAUUUAACUGGAAACAUGUUGUCUGGCGAUAUCGAAUCAGGAGUCUUCCUCACUGCAAGCACCAAUAUUGAUUUAUCUUACAACAACUUCACAUGGUCUUCAGGCUGCAAAGAGAGAAAGUGUGAAUGUGAACACAUACAAGAGCUCAAAUUCAAGAAACAGCCUCCUAACUCGGCUUCUUCUGGAUCAAACAAUUGCCAGAACUGUAGCAAGUCACUGCAUAUAAACUGCAGUGGAGAGGAUGUGACUAUAAAGAGUUCGCGCGGAUAUAUAAUUUACCAAGGAGAUAACUAUGGACAAACAGUUCUGCAACAAAUUAUCUUGGUAACAACUGGGGAUUCAGCAAUACUACCAGACUUUAUGGAUGAUGCAACAACAGAAGACGCUUAUUCGGUUUCAUCAGAAUCUUUAGUAUUAGCGAAAUACCCCGAGCUUUAUCAGAGAGCACGCCGUUCUCCCUUGAGUAUGUCUUACAAUGCCUUUUGCAUUGAGAACGGAAGCUACAAUGUGAAACUGCAUUUCGCCGAGAUUCAGUUCUCAGACAAAGAACCUUACAGUAUACUUGCAAAAAGGCUUUUUAACAUCUAUGUUCAGGGGAAGUUGAUUUGGGAGGAUUUUAGCAUUAGAGAAGAGGCUAAUGGAACUCACAAGGAAGUUAUAAGAGAAGUGAACAGAACAGUAAGAGAUAACUCGUUAGAGAUACGAUGUAUUGGGCAGGAAAAGGCACGACGAUCAUUCCACGUAGAGCGAACUAUUGAUCUCUUAUCUCUGCAAUCACAGUUUGUCCUAGGAAAGCUAUCAGAUGGAACACUGAUUGCUGAAAGAAUACUUGCCUUUCUUCAUGAGGAAUCAACGGUCAAGAUCAUUCACCGAGACAUCGAAGGAACGAAUGUACUGUUAGAUAAGGACCUUAACGCUAAGAUUUCAGAUUUUGGAUUGGCUCGACUGCACGAAGAUGAGAAGAGUCUCAUUAGCACCAGAAUCACAGGAACAAUAGGAUAUAUGGCUCCUGAAUAUGCAAUGAGGGGUUACCUAACAGAGGCGGAUGUUUAUAGCUUCGGCAUUGUGACAAAGGAGAUUGUCAGCGGGAAGAGCAAUGCUUUCUUGCUGCACAAGAAAGGGGAUUUUGCAGACAACCCAAAGCUAGAAGGCAAGUUAGAUUUAGCUGAGGCAGAGAGAAUGGUCAAAGUUGGGCUUCUUUGCACAAACAAGUCUCCAACACUAAGCCCAAGUAUGUCGGAAGUUGUGAAAAUGCUCGAAGGAGAGUCGGAGAUAGAACAGAGCAUCUCAGGCCCUAAUGUGUACGGAGAUGACUUGCAAUUCGAGCCAACGUCAGAGACCGGGGACCUCAUCGUUAUCUUCAUGUCUGUUUCGCCGUCUUCUCCAUCUGCUUACGAUCUGUAUCCACUUGGUGCUGAGUCCAUUGUUUUACGUAGCAGCCUAUAUGAUUUCAUCUUCUUCUGUCUUUAA